Messenger RNA from Micromonas pusilla CCMP1545, 2590 nucleotides. RefSeq lists its product as uncharacterized. The record is from RefSeq and is a predicted model, not a curated record. Lineage: Eukaryota; Viridiplantae; Chlorophyta; Mamiellophyceae; Mamiellales; Mamiellaceae. The annotation marks the transcript as partial. The transcript has a single exon.
AUGCCCGGACGCGGCGGCGCGCGCCCUCCGCCUCCGGACUCGCCGCGGUACCCCCCGCGCGCGACCGAGCUCGGCCCGGACGCCGCCGCCGACGUCGUCGAGGGGGGAGAUCGCGGACCGCGCGAUGGCGCGUCGUUCUCAUCGUCGGCAUUCUGUCGGACGAUCGCGAUCGCCGUCGCGGUCGCGACCGUCGCGGUCGUCCUCGGCGUCGUCGCGUCGAGCGGCGGCGACGGCGAGCUCCUCCCCGGGGUUGGUAUCAAACUCCCGAGGUGGACGUACACCGCGGGCGGCGGCGGCGGGGGGAAGCGCGCGAACCCGCUCACGGCGGCGAUCGUAGCGCACCGCGCGCGCGUGCGCCGCGCGCGCGAACGCGUUCACCACGCCGCGCACGAUUAUGCGCGCGAUGACGACGACGACGACGACGACGGCGACGACGACGGCGACGACGGCGCGGGUUCGACGCGCGGACGACGACCGAGAGUCCUUAAGGAUCGGCGUUCACCACGCGAACGCGGUCGUAUGGGCAUCAGACCGGAGCCCGGGCUCGUCGUUCUCACGACGCGCUCGUUCGGCGACGCGACGCGCGGGAAGACCGCGAUCGUGCUGUUCCGCUCGGUCGCGACGCCGCGGGUCCGGAAUCUCCGCGACGCCGUGCUCGGGUCGCUCAAGCGUCAUAUCCCGGAGGGGGUCGUGCACGUGUACGGCGAGGUGGACGUGAAGGACGACUCGCUGCUGCGCAUGCGGUACGCGAACGCGAUCCAUCACGCCGGUCGCGACGAGGCGCCGACGACGCUCAGGGCGCGGAAGCAAAAAAGCGCGAGCGGCCUCGACCUCGACGACGGCGGAAACGGCGCUACCGCGACCGAGUACCGGUUCGGCCGCCGGAGGCUGCUCGCGCGUCAGACGCAGCUGUCGCUGUUCGUCGACGGGCUCCACGUCGCGGUGUUCAGAGACGGCGCCGCGACGGAGCGAAAUCUCGCCGCGUGGGUCACGUCCGAGCUGAGCCGAGGGAAGGUGGUCGGCCCGAUGAGCGCGAGCGCGGCGCGCGCGUGGGCGGCGACGGCGACGCCGCGGCGGCCCGUCGUCGUCGGGUGCGAGGACGGCGCGUCGACGCGCGCGCUGCGACGCGCGGCGGAGACGCACGGCGGCGGGCACCGCGACCACGGCGACGACGGCGGGGACGAACGCGGCGACGAAACGGUCGCGAGGGUGGGGUUUCUCUCCGGAGCGUACGCGUGCGAGACGUUUCUCGGCGCGGGCGCGGACGUCGGCGAUUUCGCCGUCUUCGCGUCUGCGCGGGAAGACGAAACGUCGCCGACCGUCGCGACGACCGUCGUCGCGGCGAAGAAGGCGGCGACGGCGGCCGAGGGAGGGCGCGGGGUCCGCGCGCGCCCGACGCCGACGGAGGCUCUGCGGUCGGUGGCGGAUCCGUUCCACGCGUUGUCGUGGGAGAACGAGUACGAUCUCGUGGCGUCGAGGGUCAGCGGCGCGAAGCUGAAGCCCACGAUCGCGCUGCUUCGACCGCCGAGCGCUGCUUUGGGGGAAGAAGGAACGUCGACCGUCGCCAACGCGAACGCGAACGCGAACGCCGUCCUGGAAGCCGUGCGAUCGCUCCCGCCGUCGGAUCGACGCCACGUGCACUGGAUCGUCGCCGACGCGACGGCGUAUCGCGCGACGUUUCACGAGCCGUGCGAGGGGGGCGAGCGAGACCCGAAGUGCCCGGCGUUCGCGCUGACGUUCUCCACGCCGAUCGAGUGGGACGACGAAGAGAAGCGCGAAGAGAAGCGCGAGUUCAUAGCGCGAUUGAUAGCCGCCGAGGCGAACGCGAACGCGAACGCGAACGCCGCCGAAGGCGACGAAGAAGAAGACGAAGACGCCGCGACGGAAGAGCCCGAGGACCUCGAACGCCGUCCUGGAAGCCGCGCGAUCGCUCCCGAUCCCGAAAACGUCGGAUCGACGCUGCGUGAGAUGGAUCGUCGCCGACGCGACCUCGAGUGGCUCGGGUUUCUUCACACGCACGAGGAGAAGGCGGCGCGGAGAAAAUUCGCCCUGACGCGGCGUCGCUCGGACCCGCCGUGGAACGUCCACGAGCUGAAGAGCGAACUAAGGGCGUUCGUCGCGAUGGUCAAGUCGCGCCGCGGCGAGGAGAGACUCGCGAUCGCGGCGGAUAAGGUCGACCGCGCCGCCGCGAGCGCGUUGCUGACCUCGAAGGUCGACGACGCGGAGGACGCGGACGACGACGACGACGACGACGACGACGAGGAAGUCGUCGUCGACGGCGACGGCGACGGCGGCGACGGCGGCGAGGAAGAAGUCGCGGAAGAUAAUAAAAACGCCUCGGCGCCUCUGAAGAAGAAGAAGACGAACGCCGCGGACGAGCUCGCGUGGCCGUCGCUUCGCGCGCCUUGGGACGAGUCGUCGGCGCCCGGCGAGAAGCACGACCUCCAGAGCGAGAUCCUCCUCCGCCGCGACGCCGCGGUCGCGCGCUGCGACGAGUGGGCGCGGUACGCGCGACACCUGCGCGAGCACGUCGAGUCGCUCUCGCCGGACACGCGGUCGGAGCGUCGCGCGAUCGUGGACGGCGCGAAAG